Messenger RNA from Ruditapes philippinarum (Manila clam), 1423 nucleotides. RefSeq lists its product as uncharacterized. The record is from RefSeq and is a predicted model, not a curated record. Bases 119 to 838 code for a protein of 239 amino acids. Lineage: Eukaryota; Metazoa; Mollusca; Bivalvia; Venerida; Veneridae. Gene Ontology annotation, biological process: protein phosphorylation. Gene Ontology annotation, molecular function: protein serine/threonine kinase activity; ATP binding. The transcript is spliced from 3 exons.
UGAGUAUAUAUAAGUAUAUAAGGAAGUAUGUUUUCAUCUCUUUAUGUACAACAUACACUUAGCGAUUUGUUUUUCCUUGUGUUUUUUAUGAUUAAAUUUUGCAAAAUUCAUUGUGAAAAUGCUGGAAAAUAGUACAUAUUCAGUUUAUUGGCCGAAAUUAAACGGCAUGAAAAGGGACAAAAUAACAAGGUAUCGUGCAUCGUUUGGACCGAAAUCUUUUAUGGAAGGGGAACAUUUGAUUGUUUUUAAGGGCAAGGCGUUUAGUCAUGAAGAUUAUAUUCCGAGGCCUGUUGUUGUAAAGGGUAUGAGGUACUUCUGUGGAAAUAAAGAUGACUUUGAAAUGUAUAAACUUUGCAACGAACAAAGCCGGAAAAUAGCCAUUCAAUUCAAUAAGCUGUCCACAACCUUUUCUAGCAAGCUACGUUUUGUUGUCCCUGCUGUUACACAAAUUGACACUAGAUCUGGCGUAACCUUCGGCAAGAAGUUUAAGAAAGAUGAAUCUGUGGCCUUUGAGGAAAAACUUGAAGGAAAUUUUACCACUUUUAUUGACAAGAGGGGAAAUACCUAUUGUUUGAUUUUGGAGGCAUUCAGCCACUUUUCUUUUGUCAUUUCGGAAGGAAAUUUUGUAAUUUGUGGUCUGAAAGGUGUUUAUAGAAAGGACAAAUCAGAAUUCAUCCUAACCAACCCGACAAUACAUUCGAGAGAAGGUAAAUUUGGUCCGAAAGACAAGCGAGAUCCGGGAAUAAGAGAUGUUACGGAUAACCAUACUUGCAAUAAGUUUUGCCAAAUGUUUUUAAAUAAACCAUCAAAAAUUACCAAUGGACCAGACGAGAUUUGAAUGAAUCAAUUACAGCUUAAAUCUUCAUAGUAAGAGGUUUUAUCUUAAUAUGGAAUGUUAUUUUCCACCAGUACCCACAGGAGGGUAAUCAUCAUACAUCAGUGAAGAAGUUAUGCACACUGUUGAAAAGCCUGAAAACUUCAUUUUGUACAUAAAAUGUAGUCAAGUGCUAAAAACAUCAUACUGAUUAAUAUGCACACAUGGGCAGUCUUUGAAAAGAGACAAAUCGCAUUUAACUAAUCACCUAUGUAUAAUCAUCUUGUUGGUUUGGCUAGCGUUAAAGUUUAGACGGUGUUUAAGAGGGAGAUGUCUGAGUAGACAGUGGUAUUAAGUUAGAUGAAGCUAGUUUGGGAGGUGAGACAUAGUCGUGGCUAUGAGAAAAGAGAAACGAAACAAUUUCUUCAUGAUAUUUUAUUUUCUUUUUUCCAAAGGACAUUGGCGGAUUAUUUCAGUUGAAAAAGGUGCAGUUGUUUCAGGAGAAACACAUUGUUUUCACAAAUUAUAUACAUGUACUUAUCUUAUCAAAUAGCACACAGUAUUGUUAAGCUUUAUAGAGUUUGGAAAGAAAUAUAAUGAAUGAAAACU